UGAAGCUCCCUAUGCACACAUCUUCUGGUUUCCUGAGAGUUAUUCGCCUAAAAUUACCACUGAGUAAGAGCGAUGUUUAUCUUUCGGCAUUACAUGAAGGUCUUGCUCCUUAUCUGUCAACUGCCCCUACUCACAAUGCAAGACGAUGACGAAAAGAAGUGCCCACCGCUCACAAUAACUGAGGCAAAGGUCCAGCUAAGGCUACAUGGUGGUGGACCUUUGGGUGCAUACAACAAGAACUACAUGGCCUUUACGUUAGAUGAAGUGAGGAGAAAUUUUAAAAACCCUGUCACCAUGCAGCCAGGAAACUUCUCGGCGUUGUUCGCCUCGGCAAAUCUAGCUGAUCCAUGCAAAGGAACUACAUCGGGAAACGGCUGCAAAGAGUGCUUCUUCACAACAGACUUCGGCCAGGGCCAUUAUCCGCGAUACAUAGAGGAACGCAGUUGCGAGAGUACAGUCCAUGAUUGCGACGGGACGGGUAAUACAGGAUGCAGAACAGCAGUUAUGAGGCAGAGAUUUUUAAAAGAUCCCGCUCAGGAACUGAAGACCUGCGAUAAAAAGUUGAAAUUGGACGUAUACUAUUAUGACAUGAAAAUGUGUUGUCAAUGCGUGAAGCUAACAUGAUGGCAAGUGAAAACUUGGCCAUGUGACUCUUCCAAUCGACCAAUCGGAUUUCUCGAGUGUGAACUUUCAAAUUUUUUUUGGCUGCAAUUUUUCAGACCUUUGUACCGUAAAGUAGUGAUAAAAAUUUAGAGUAAUUCCGAUAAUUGCAACGAAAUUAAGCCGCCAGUCUAUUGCGUACAACAUGUGUAUCAUUUUCUUAACCAGUCCUCUCACGUCCUAGCAAAGGAAACAUACAGGUGGGAAACUAAGCCGAGUUGAGUUUUACGAGUAUCACUUUAACGUUGCUAACAAUGUAUGAAAUGCCAACGUUAUACAAAAUACUAUUUGCUCGUUUAAGUUGAGAUUACGCCACUAACGACGAUUUUUGUUUGGUAUGAAAACGGCAAAAAUAUCCGAUAAUUAUCAUUAAAUAGUGAAACGUCAUAUUUCGCAUUAAAAAUGCCUCAGUGA
Messenger RNA from Stylophora pistillata, 1074 nucleotides. Its product is annotated as putative skeletal organic matrix protein 8. NCBI's taxonomy places the organism in Eukaryota, Metazoa, Cnidaria, Anthozoa, Scleractinia, Pocilloporidae. The record is from RefSeq and is a predicted model, not a curated record.